UCAAGUUGGCGGCUGCUUAGCCUAGGAGAAUAUCCAGUUUUCCCAAGAGGAAGCUGGGUUUAUCUUUAUUGUUCUUUGUUUCUUUGAAUCUUUAUGAUUUCUGUACUCAUUUUGGCUAUAUAUAAAUAAAGAUAACAGAGUGCUGCCUUUGUUUUUGCCAUUGUAAGGGAGAAACAGUGAAGUAAUAAAGUAGAAUCCUUACAUAUUGGUAUCAGAGCCUCCACACUGGGGGUGAUCACGCGUCUGAUGGCUCAAAGACAAAUAGAAGAACGGGUGGAAGGAACUGAAAAGGAAAUUAUGAGUCUGAAGAAGAUGAUGCAGGAAAUGAAGAAAUCGAUCACGGACGAGCUGAGAGAAAGCCAUGGUGCUAAGAAAAAAGAAGAAGCAGGGACUACGGAAGACCUCAGGUUGAAACUGAAGGGAAAACUGGAAGAGGCCGGAACCGCAGUCGAGUCGGGAGGAAGCAACGCAGACCGAAGUAAGUACAAAAAAUUAGAAAUGCCAUUGUUUACAGGGGUGAACCCUGAAUCAUGGGCGUACCGAGCAGAACAUUUCUUUGAUAUAAAUAACUUACCGGAAGCUGAGAAGGUCAAAGUAGCAGUCGUGAGUUUUGGACAGGAAGAGGUAGACUGGUUUAGGUGGAGUCAUCAUAGAAAGAGGGUGGAAUCUUGGGAGGACUUGAAGGAGAGGAUGUUUGAUUUUUUUAAUGAUACGGGACAGCAGAGCUUGGGGGCAAGAUUAAUCCGUAUCAGGCAAGAAGGCUCAUACAGCGAUUAUGUUAAGAAGUUUGUUAUAUAUUCAGCACCCCUCCCGGACAUGGCCAAAAGUAUUCUGCUGGAUGCGUUUUUGACGGGUCUGGAACCAGCACUGCAAGCGGAAGUAAUCAGCAGACACCCUCAAACUUUAGAGGAGUGUAUGAAGGAAGCUCAACUGGUGAAUGAUAGGAAUAUAGCAUUAAAGCUGGCGAUGGAAGAGAUGGAUAAAGUUGAGCCUAAAAGAAGUGAGAACAGUAGCAAACUUCAAGGAAAAAAUGAGAAGGUAGAAAAUAAAAAGACAGAGUUUGUCAUGAAGCAGGUAACUAUUCCACUAAAAAGUGAUUACCAGAAAAAAGAUCCCCCAAUUAAAAGGCUGUCGGAUACGGAAUUUAGAGCAAGGCUGGAUAAAGGGCUUUGUUUCAGAUGUAAUGAAAAGUACUCCCCAGGUCAUCGAUGUAAAGGUAGAGAAAAAAGAGAGUUGAUGCUCCUUAUACUAAAUGAGGAAGAAGACCACGAAAGGGAAUCAAAUACAGAGGAUGAGGCAAGCGAAAUAAUAGAACUGAAUCAGUUGGAAUUGAAUGAGGAUACCCCUAUUGAGUUAAGGUUGAUCACGGGAGUUACGUCCAAGGGAACGAUGAAACUAAAAGGACAUGUGAAUGGAAAGGAAGUAGUCAUUCUGAUUGACAGCGGGGCGACCAAUAACUUCAUCAGCCAAGUGUUGGUAGAUGAACUACAGCUGAGCAUCGAUCCGGGGACUCGUUUUGGAGUUAACAUUGGGAAUGGCACCCGAUGUGAAGGAAGAGGGAUCUGCAAGAGGGUAAAAGUGAAGUUGAAAGAGUUAACGAUCGUAGCAGAUUUCCUGGCGGUAGAGUUAGGAAAGGUAGACUUGGUACUGGGGAUGCAAUGGUUAGAUUCGACAGGGACUAUGAAAGUUCAUUGGCCAUCUCUAACCAUGACGUUUUGGACGAAGGGUAGAAGAAUAAUCCUAAAAGGUGACUCUUCUCUAACAAAGUCAGAAUGCUCGUUGAGAACCUUAGAGAAAACUUGGCAAUCCGGGGACCAAGGAUUUCUCCUGGAAUUCCAAAAUUAUGAAGUGGACUAUGAAGGAGAAUCGGAAACAGAAGCCGAAUUGAAAGGAAAGGAGGAAGGAUUACCCAUGGUUCAACGACUGCUCGAGCAAUAUGCGGACAUCUUUAGGCUGCCCACAGGUUUACCUCCAAAGAGAGCCAUAGACCAUCGUAUUUUGACCGUGGCCGAUCAGAAACCUAUUAAUGUACGACCAUAUAAGUAUGGGCAUGUACAAAAGGAAGAAAUUGAAAAAUUGGUGUUAGAAAUGUUACAAGCUGGGGUUAUUCGUCCAAGCCGCAGCCCAUAUUCGAGUCCGGUCCUCUUAGUGAAGAAAAAAGAUGGGGGGUGGAGGUUCUGUGUAGACUACCGUAAACUCAAUCAAGUAACUGUGGCUGACAAAUUUCCAAUCCACUGAUUGAAGAACUCUUAGAUGAACUUCAUGGUGCGACAGUUUUCUCAAAGUUAGAUCUUAAAUCUGAAUACCACCAGAUUAGGAUGAGGGAGGAAGAUGUGGAGAAAACAGUUUUUCGCACGCAUGAAGGACAUUACGAGUUCUUGGUGAUGCCUUCCGGCCUUACGAAUGCUCCUGCCACCUUCCAAUCUCUCAUGAACGAGGUGUUCAAACCAUUCCUUCGAAGGUGUGUCCUGGGUUAUUUUUUAUGACAUUCUAGUUUAUAGUGUGGACAUAGAUGAGCAUAUGAAACAUUUAGGGAUGGUUUUUGCUAUUUUGAGGGACCAUAAGUUGUUUGCAAAUAGAACUAAAUGUGUCAUUGCUCAUUCCCAAGUUCAAUAUUUGGGACAUCUGAUUCCCAGCAGAGCAGUGGAGGCUGAUGAGGAAAAAAUUCGUAGUAUGGUCAAUUGGCCACGGCCGAAAGAUAUAACAGGGUUGAGGGGAUUCCUUGGACUGACUGGGUAUUAUAGAAGAUUUGUGAAAAGCUAUGAAGAGAUAGCUGCAUCCUUAACUAAACUACUUUAGAAAAAUGCAUUCCAUUGGAACGAGGAAGCCACAAUAGCUUUUGACCAGCUGAAGCUAGAAAUGACAACCAUACCUGUGUUAGCAUUGUCGGAUUGGUCUCAGCCCUUCACAAUCGAAACUGAUGCUUCAGGAGUAGGUUUAGGCACAGUUUUAUCACAAGAUGGUCAUCCCAUCGCAUUCUUCAGCCAACUGUCCCCAAGGGCCCAGGGUAAGUCGAUCUAUGAAAGGGAAUUGAUGGCGAUUGUCCUUUCGGUGCAAAAAUGGAGGCAUUAUCUCCUGGGCAGAAGGUUCACAAUUGUUUCAGAUCAGAAGACUUUGAAAUUUUUGUUGGAACAGAGGGAAGUUCAGCCUCAAUUCCAAAAGUGGCUCACAAAACUUUUGGGGUAUGACUUUGAGAUCUUUUAUCAGCCGGGUCUGCAGAAUAAGGUUGCGGAUGCUCUCUCAAGGAAGGACCAUUCAGUGGAGUUAAAUACAAUGACAACCACAGGCAUAGUUGAUAUAGAGAUAAUAGAGAAGGAAGUCGAAAAGGAUCAAGAACUUCAGAAAAUUAUUGCCAAACUUAAAGGAGAGGUGGAUCAAGGUGGGAAAUACCAAUGGAACAAUGGCAGGCUGUUAUAUAAAGGAAGGAUGGUGCUGAAGUUCUUCCCUCAUUCCGAGACUUCUAAACACGUUCCAUGAUUCCAUAUUAGGAGGGCACUCGGGGUUCUUGAGAACCUAUAAAAGAAUGAGUGGGGAACUAUUUUGGAAAGGAAUGAAGGCUGAUAUCAAGAGAUAUGUAGAAGAAUGUGACAUAUGUCAACGUAAUAAGUUCGAAGCUACCAAAGCCUGCUGGAGUUCUGCAACCCAUUCCUAUCCCCGACAAGAUAUUGGAAGAUUGGACCAUGGAUUUCAUUGAAGGUCUGCCAAUAGCAGGAGGUUACAACGUGAUUAUGGUAAUCGUCGAUCGCCUAAGUAAGUACUCCUACUUCUUGCCUCUGAAACACCCGUACACAGCCAAGUAAGUGGCUUCCAUUUUUUUGGAAAAAGUGGUCAGCAAACAUGGAAUACCCAAGUCCAUUAUUACCGACCGUGAUAAGAUCUUCCUUAGCAAUUUCUGGAAGGAGUUGUUCACUACCAUGGGCACAAUUUUGAAGAGAAGCACGGCAUUCCAUCCCCAAACCGAUGGACAAACCGAGAGAGUAAACAGAUGCCUAGAGACCUAUUUGAGAUGCUUUUGCAAUGAGCAACCGAAGAAAUGGGAUAAACUAAUUCCUUGGACGGAAUUAUGGUAUAACACAACCUUCCAUGCGUCCACCAAAACUACUCCUUACCAAUCUGUUUUUGGAAGAACUCCCCCGCCUUUGCUGUCGUACGGAUGGAAGAAAUCUCCUAACAACGACGUAGAAGUCAUGUUGAAGGAGAGAGACUUAGCAAUCAAUGCAUUGAAAAGAAACCUAUGCAUAGCUCAAAACAGAAUGAAGAAAAUGACAGACCGAAAUCGCAGGGAGCUCAAAUUCAAAGUUGGUGAUGAAGUGUAUUUGAAACUACGACCCUAUCGACAAAGAUCGCUAGCUAUAAAGAAAUGUGAAAAGCUAUCCUCAAAAUUUUAUGGGCCGUAUGAGAUUAUUGAAGAGAUAGGAGAGGUCGCUUAUCGAUUGAAACUACCGCCAGAGGCCACCAUUCACAAUGUCUUUCACGUUUCUCAACUGAAACUGAAGUUGGAAAAACAACAUGUAGUCCAGCAACAACAGCCUAUACUAACUGAGGAUUUUGAACUACAAUUGUGGUCGGAAAACGUGUUGGGAAUAAGGUGGAACAAGGAGUUAGGAGGCAAUGAAUGGUUGGUCAAAUGGAAGAACUUACUAGACAGUGAAGCAACGUGGGAAUCAGUCUACCUAUUGAACCAGCAGUUUCCUCAUUUUCACCUUGAGGACAAGGUGAACUUAGAACCCCGGGGUAUUGUAAGACCUCCAAUCAUUCACACAUAUCAAAGGAGGGGCAGAAAAGUAAAUGGACAAAUGAUUAAUGAUGAAGGAAAAAGAGGAGGAGAUCGUGCGUGUGGGGCCCAGGCACAAAAAUAAAAGAAAGAUGAGAGGAGGAAUAUAAAUAGGUUUUUUAGGUCUAGGGGAGGUAGGUUUUAUUUUAUCCUCAAAUUGGUGGCUGCUUAGCCUAGGAGAAUAUCCAGUUUUCCCAAGAGGAAGCUGGGUUUGUCUUUAUUGUUCUUUGUUUCUUUGAAUCUUUAUGAUUUCUGUACUCAUUUUGGCUAUAUAUAAAUAAAGAUAACAGAGUGCUGCCUCUGUUUUUGCCA
Cucumis sativus (cucumber) is the source of this 5086-nucleotide messenger RNA. RefSeq lists its product as uncharacterized. Lineage: Eukaryota; Viridiplantae; Streptophyta; Magnoliopsida; Cucurbitales; Cucurbitaceae. The record is from RefSeq and is a predicted model, not a curated record. The transcript has 2 exons. The coding region runs from base 247 to 2238 and encodes 663 amino acids.